Messenger RNA from Hymenoscyphus albidus, 1353 nucleotides. The record is from the annotation of a GenBank genome assembly. Lineage: Eukaryota; Fungi; Ascomycota; Leotiomycetes; Helotiales; Helotiaceae.
AUGGCCGAAGAAGAAGAACCCUCGUACAUCGACUACGAGACCUUUCUCUCCCCCACAUUCUCCCCCUCAACCUUCGCCAACUCCCUCGUGUUAAACACCAACAACCCCACCGAUACGCCCCUCGACCUUUCCACCCCCCUCUCCCGCGUCCUCUUCGACGCUCAGGAAAUGAAUACACACAUCGAUACUCUGACCACCAAAAGUGCGCUACCUCUCCUCGAACAUACGCAAGAACAGACGAAGUCGAGCGCAAGGAUAGUCCAAGAGAUAGAUUCGCAGGUUUCGAGCUUGAAUGAAGGGUAUAAGAGACUAGAGAAGGAAGUUUUAGUACGCUAUGAAACUGCACAGGAAGUUGAGGCUGUAGCGACGAGGUUAUGGGAGACUGUGCGACUUGGUCGAUCGGUGGGGAGAUGUCUACAGAUUGGACGACAGCUAGAGAUACAGCUCGCCGAAGUUGCGACGACAGGGAAUCCGGUCAAGAAUCCAGGGCAGAAAGAAGAUCAUAGGGCGUUAAUCCGGUGCUCAAAUUCAUUGCUCAGUCUGCGCGAGCUGUUCUCCAAAACGGGACCAGGUGAAGAAGGACAUGGAUUGGAAAAGGUGGAUGUAAUUCUCACGCUGCAAUCCCAAAUGUCAACGCCCGCCGAACGAACAGUAACUACAAAAUGCCAACAAAUCAUCCGAGAAUUCUCGAUGAGUUCCCUUUCCACGGGGACGAAUACAACAACCUAUGCCCAAACAGCCGACACAAAAGCACGUACAACAUCCGCCCUAAUAUCACUUUACUUGCUAUCACCUGUCUCAUCAAUACCCAAACACUCCAAGAGUCAACAAAAAUGGGAACCAGACCUUCUCAUCCAAACCCUACAAUCCUACCUCCACACAUCCCUAACUUCAUCCCUCUCCUCCCUCACCCGCUCUCUGUCCACCCUCCCAACACUAGACCGUACCCUCCUCGAAAUCUCAGCUAGAUGCCAAAACAUAAUCGCCCUCUCUACCCUCCUCUCUACCAUUUCUCCCCCUGUCCACCCUCUACUUCCCUCUACCAUCACCCCGCCGCAAAACUUGCUCCAACCCCUAUUGCAAAGUCUGGAAACAGGGUCGUUACCAAGUUACUUCUGGCGUACUCUAGCUGGAGGGUUGGGUACGAAGGUUAUGGAGAUUAUGAACAAGGGGGGUGUGAGUGCGAGGACGUUGAGGAGUAAUAAGAAUGGAGUGAGGGAUGCUAUCCGGGAGUGUGUUGUUAGAGGGGGUAGGAAGCCGGGCGGGGGGGAGAAGAGAGGAAAGGGAGAUGAGGGGUGGGAGAGGGAGGUUGCUGUUAUGGUGGGGAGUGUGGUUGGUGCUUUGGGGAGGUAA